AUGUUUAAAUUAAUUCAAAGAGCUUGCUUCAGAUACGCAGUGGCUAGCAGCAAGGCUGAGGCUGAAAUCAAAUCAGUAGCAGGUAUUGAGCAUUGAAAGGUCUAGGACAUAAACCACCCUCUUUCGAAGAUACUGUCUAAGGAAAAUAUGCUGGAGUGCUUUUCUCAACUGCAUCCUAAAGGGAAGCUCUUCAUCUGGUGCUUUAGGAUAUGAAGUACUUCAAGGAUUUAGCUGAAAAGAGUCCAGUAUUCGCAGGCUUCUUAUUAAACUCUGCAUAUAAGAGAAAUCAAUAAAGAAAUGUCAUAUAAGCAUUAACAAAAGUAAAGCGAUUUUGAUAUAAGUGUAGGAAGGAUUUCACGAGGUCACAGUGAAUUUAUUAAAUACUAUGAUUGACAGUCAAAGAAUUUCAUAUUUGACUAAGACAGCUGAGAAAUAUAUUGAAUAUUAUAGAAUCUUUAACAAAGAAGAAAAUAUUACAAUAAUAUCAGCAGAAGCAUUAUCUGAAGAAUAAAGGUAUGCAAGUAUGUUAAUGAUGUAGAGCCCAAGUCGUUGGAGCCUUGAAGGAAUCUAGUCCUAAUGUUCAAUUCUCUGUAUAAUAUAAAGUGGACCCAUCAAUUUUGGGAGGUUUGUAAAUGUAUUCUGGCAACAAAUUCUUGGAUUGCUCGUUGUUGUCAAGGGUUAAUAAAUUGAGAUCAGAGUUGUAGAAGUUGAGCAUUUGAUUAAGAAUAAAC
This is a messenger RNA of Paramecium octaurelia, 731 nucleotides long. Lineage: Eukaryota; Ciliophora; Oligohymenophorea; Peniculida; Parameciidae. The record is from the annotation of a GenBank genome assembly.